Molecule: messenger RNA, 2493 nt
Organism: Centruroides sculpturatus (bark scorpion)
Lineage: Eukaryota; Metazoa; Arthropoda; Arachnida; Scorpiones; Buthidae
Gene: r-l
Product: uridine 5'-monophosphate synthase-like
Exons: 11
Coding region: 108-1538 (476 amino acids)
Biological process (GO): 'de novo' pyrimidine nucleobase biosynthetic process; 'de novo' UMP biosynthetic process
Molecular function (GO): orotidine-5'-phosphate decarboxylase activity; orotate phosphoribosyltransferase activity
Source: RefSeq, a predicted model, not a curated record
GUUGUUACAAGCUGUUAACCACGUGCUCUUUUAUCUACAAUCAUUGUAAAUUUGUGAUAUAAUAAGUGACAAUUACUUUAUCAGCAAAAUACAUUCUCUCAUUCGGAAUGGAAGAAAGUGUUUUAUCAAAAAUAAUAUGCGAUUUAUUUGAUGUUAAAGCUAUCAAGUUUGGCAAAUUUAUGAUGAAAAGUGGUAUCGAAACACCUAUAUAUUUUGAUCUUCGAGUUGUUGUAUCGUAUCCUUAUGUUAUGAAAAAUGUUGCAGAUGUUAUGUGGCAAAAAAUAGAAGAAACAAAAAUCUCCCAAGACUUAAUAUGUGGUGUGCCUUAUACAGCCUUACCAAUUGCUACAUGUAUUUCUAUCAAUAAAAAUGUUCCAAUGGUACUGAGAAGAAAAGAAAAUAAAUCUUAUGGGACAAAACAAUUGAUUGAAGGAAAUUAUAAAGCGAGACAAAAAUGUCUUAUCAUUGAGGAUGUUGUUACUAGUGGAAGCAGUGUUGUAGAAACUGCAAAUAUACUCAGAUCUGUUGGUUUAGAAAUUAGCGAUUGUAUUGUAUUACUUGACCGAGAACAAGGUGGAAAGAAAAAUCUUGAGCAGGAAAGAAUUAAAUUGCACAGUGUAUAUACAAUGUCAACAAUGCUGUCAUUACUACAUAAGCACAAUAAAAUUGACAAAAAUAAUUUUGACCUUAUAGAAAAAUUUGUUGAAGAUCAUAAAAAUUUAAAAAUUAUGUCUGAACCAUUCAAAACAAAAAAUAUAUUGUCUUAUUCCAAUCGUGCCAAAUUAUGCAAAAACCCCAUUACAAAGAAAUUACUUCAAAUAAUGGAAGAAAAACAGACAAAUUUAUGUUUGGCUGUUGAUGUAACAUCUUUCUCAGAUUUACUUCAUUUUGCAGAAGAAGUUGGUUCUGAAAUAUGUAUAUUAAAGACUCACAUAGAUAUAAUAGAAGAUUUUAAUGUUGAUUCUAUGAAGAAACUAAAAGAAAUUUCACAAAGAAAGAAUUUUCUUUUGUUUGAAGACAGGAAAUUUGCUGAUAUUGGAAAUACUGUUCAGCUUCAAUAUAAAUCUGGAAUCUACGCGAUUGCCGAGUGGGCAGAUUUGAUCACCAUUCAUCAUUUACCUGGUCCUGGCAUUAUCCGAGCUCUUAAAAAUAUUGCAGUUAAUCAAAAAAAUGGAUGUUUGAUUGUAGCAGAAAUGAGUUCAGCCGGUUCUUACACAACAAAGGAAUAUGCAGCUGAAGCUAUCAAUCUUGCAAAGGAAUAUUCUGAUUUUGUUGUAGGUGUUAUCAGCCAGUCUGUUUUAACUUCAGAUCCAAAUGUAUUGCAUUUAACUCCAGGUGUUAAAAUGAGCGAAGGAACAGAUAAUCUAGAUCAGAAAUAUGUGACUCCAGAUGUUGCAAUCAAAGAGAGAGGUGCUGAUGUGGUGAUAGUUGGAAGAGGAAUAACUGAAGCCAAAAACAUCCGGGAAACUGCUUCUGCAUAUCGUCGAGCAAGUUACGGUUUUUAUCAAGAACUAUUGAUCAGUGGUGAGAAUGAAUGAGUCUUGUGAUUAAACAAGUUAAUGCUGUUUGCGUUUGUUUCAACUACUAAAAUAUUUCUGGAAGCAUUUGAUUGGUUGUCAUCAAUAUAUUGCUUUUUUUUUUUUUUUUUUGUGUUUUUUGCAUCGAUUAUCAUUUUGACACCACCGUAUUGGAAAAUUUUCAACAACUGUGAUAAAAUUUAUAAAAUAAAUUUGAUGUGAUAUUAUUUGAAAAUUAUAAAAUACCAUUACAAUCAUGGUGUAUAUAAAGAAGGAAAAUAUGUGUUAUAAAAUUCUAAAUUAAAUUACAUUGUUGGACAUUUUUAAAGCACAAUUUUUAGGAAAAGUGGAUGUUUCAAUGACAGUUUAUCAGGUGCCAAUAUUCAGAUCAUACAUGUAACAGCUUUGAUGACAGUCUAACAAUCUUGGAAGAAAAACAAAAUUGAUUGACUAAAGUAGAACAAUCAAUGAAUCAAAGUGACUAGCAAUACUUGAAAUGCAGUCUAACAAUCCUGUAAGCAAAUAGUCUUGAACUAUGUUUACAUUCCAGAUAUACAAAUAUUGUUUAAAUAUCAAUACCUGUUAGUAUGUAAGAAAAUCACACCCCUCCAAACUUCCAUUUUCUAUAUACUUCUGGAAUAUGUGCAUAAAAUGAGAUUCAGUUUCUUUUUUAGAAGUGCAUCUUAUAUAAUAACACAUUUAUGCAAUAUUUCAUAAAACUCUGAACAGUCUACCAAUUGUAUGAAACAUAAUCUUAGGAUUUGCAAUCUCAACUAUUUUUUUGAGUUCUCUGAAGCUAGGAGAAUAUUAAAAACUUUGUGGAUUGCAAUCAUAAGUAAAAUGAUUUUACUUUUUAUGAUUGUUAUACAUUGCUUUUUUAGAAAAUGUGAUGAAUCUAAUUCUGUAAAAGAAAUGUUGAAAAACUCUUGAUUUUUAUAUUAAAAUUUUUGAUGUUCUUUUCAUUGUAUGGUUAUAA